Molecule: messenger RNA, 1636 nt
Organism: Canis lupus familiaris (dog)
Lineage: Eukaryota; Metazoa; Chordata; Mammalia; Carnivora; Canidae
Gene: DCAF13
Product: DDB1 and CUL4 associated factor 13
Exons: 11
Coding region: 207-1544 (445 amino acids)
Biological process (GO): maturation of SSU-rRNA from tricistronic rRNA transcript (SSU-rRNA, 5.8S rRNA, LSU-rRNA)
Cellular component (GO): small-subunit processome; nucleolus
Molecular function (GO): protein binding
Source: RefSeq, a predicted model, not a curated record
CUCCGCUGGAGAACCGCCUCGGGCCAACCUUCGUCGGCAGAACUACGGAGCGCGGCGCGGUCCCGCAGAGGCGGCGACUUCCACACCGCGGAAGUCACAUGACAGGAAGUCGUCCAGAAGAGGCGGAAGCGGCGUGUGCCUGCGGUGGCGGGGGCGCCCGAUCGCGGAGGUAAAGUUUGGGGAGUCGGGGACGCCCAGCAGCCAAAAUGAAGGUGAAGAUGCUGAGCCGGAACCCGGACAACUAUGUCCGCGAAACCAAGCUGGACUUACAACGAGUUCCAAGAAACUACGAUCCUACCUUACAUCCUUUUGAGGUCCCACGAGAGUAUGUAAGAGCUUUAAAUGCUACCAAACUGGAACGGGUAUUUGCAAAACCAUUUCUUGCUUCCCUGGAUGGUCACCGAGAUGGAGUCAAUUGCUUGGCAAAGCAUCCAAAGAGCCUGGCUACUGUCCUUUCUGGGGCAUGUGAUGGAGAGGUUAGAAUUUGGAAUUUGACUAAACGAAAAUGUAUCCGCACAAUACAAGCACAUGAAGGUUUUGUACGAGGAAUAUGUACUCGAUUUUGUGGGACUUCUUUUUUUACUGUUGGUGAUGACAAAACUGUGAAGCAGUGGAAAAUGGAUGGACCAGGCUAUGGAGAAGAGGAGGAACCAUUGCAUACAAUACUAGGAAAGACAGUGUAUACAGGAAUUGAUCAUCACUGGAAAGAAGCUGUUUUUGCCACAUGUGGACAGCAAGUAGACAUUUGGGAUGAGCAAAGAACAAGUCCUAUAUGUUCAAUGACCUGGGGAUUCGACAGUAUAAGUAGUGUUAAAUUUAAUCCAAUUGAGACAUUUCUCUUGGGAAGUUGUGCUUCUGACAGAAAUAUAGUACUAUAUGAUAUGAGGCAAGCUACUCCCCUGAAAAAGGUCAUCUUAGAUAUGAGAACAAAUACAAUAUGUUGGAACCCUAUGGAAGCUUUCAUUUUUACUGCAGCAAAUGAAGAUUACAACUUAUAUACUUUUGAUAUGCGUGCACUGGAUACUCCCGUAAUGGUACAUAUGGAUCAUGUAUCUGCGGUGCUUGAUGUGGAUUAUUCUCCCACUGGGAAAGAGUUUGUGUCAGCUAGUUUUGAUAAAUCUAUUCGUAUCUUUCCUGUGGACAAAAGUAGAAGCAGGGAGGUCUAUCACACAAAGAGAAUGCAACAUGUUAUCUGUGUGAAAUGGACUUCUGACAGCAAAUAUAUUAUGUGUGGAUCUGAUGAAAUGAACAUUCGUCUAUGGAAAGCUAAUGCUUCUGAAAAAUUGGGUGUGCUUACAUCACGAGAAAAAGCAGCCAAAGAUUAUAACCAGAAGUUGAAGGAGAAAUUUCAACAUCAUCCUCACAUAAAACGCAUUGCUCGUCACCGGCACCUACCAAAAUCCAUCUACAGCCAGAUCCAGGAACAGCGCAUCAUGAAGGAAGCUCGCCGACGAAAGGAGGUGAAUCGUCUCAAACACAGCAAGCCCGGAUCUGUGUCGAUUGUCCCAGAGAAGAAGAAACACAUAGUGGCAGUUGUGAAAUAAUACUUGGUAUCCCUACCAAUCCUGAUGUCUAAUCAUUUGUUACCUAUUGAUAUGCAGACUCUGCAAAUAAAGUACUGGUUCUAGAAUAAUAA